AUGGGUUUUGAAAAUCUAUUUGUGGUGGAUUGUAAGGGGAGAAGUGGUGGUUUGGCUUUGUUGUGGAAGUCGGAGGUACAGCUUGAUAUACAAAAUUAUAGCCACCGGCACAUCAAUGCCUUUAUCCAGAGAAGUAGUGGUGAGCCCUUUUGGAAGCUCACAGGCUUCUACAGACAUCCGGAGUCUGCGAAGAGGCAUGAAGCAUGGGCCUUACUCCAAUACCUUUCAAAAUUGGACCCGACACCAUGGCUUUGUGGGGGGGAUUUCAACAAGAUCAUUUCUGUCUUAGAGAAAUCAAGCACAUCUAGUCGACCAAAGAGUCGAAGACUUGAAGUGGAAGCAAAGAGCCAAGGAAAUUGGCUAAAAUUUGGCAAUAGGAGUUAUAAAUAUUUCCACGCAUGUGCCAGCCAGAAGCAGUACCGUAGAAAUAUCCAGAAUAUCCAGGACCAGGAUGGCCUGUUUUGUAGCUCUCAUGAAGAAAUAGAGAACACCUUUGUCCAGUAUUUCAAGGAUUUAUUCACUGCAGGGGAGAAUCUGGACGUGGGGACAUGCACAAGAGUACUAGAGCCGAAGGUAACCCCGAGGAUGAACCAGCAGUUGUUGGCAACUUUUACAGAGGAGGAAAUUUCUAAUGCAUUGAACCAAAUGGCACCUUUAAAGGCCCUUGGCCCAGAUGGUUUCUCUUCAUGUUUCUACAAGCAAAAUUGGGCUGUUGUGAAAGCUGAGGUAUGUGCGGCCAUUCUCCUAUAUGAUUUUGAGAGUUCACUAUAUGAUUCUGAGAGUCCACUUUCUGAUUGA
Messenger RNA from Alnus glutinosa, 798 nucleotides. RefSeq lists its product as uncharacterized. The transcript has 2 exons. The coding region runs from base 1 to 798 and encodes 265 amino acids. NCBI's taxonomy places the organism in Eukaryota, Viridiplantae, Streptophyta, Magnoliopsida, Fagales, Betulaceae. The record is from RefSeq and is a predicted model, not a curated record.